AUGAAAUGCAAAGACAAGUUCCUCAUUCAGAGCGUUCAAGUUUUUAACAAUAAAAGUGGCAAUCAGGUUUCUGAAUUCAAGUUGAGGGCGAGUUUUAUUGUUCCAGCUACUCUGCCGCCGGCAUUUCAACGAUCUGAGAAUGGGGGUCAAGGUUCCAGUUUCUUUAAGAGAAUUAGCUUAUGGAGGGGAGGAGCAGCAAGAAACGCUGUAUACUCUAAUUCUAUUCAAUCCAAUCAAAGGUGGUGGCAGCUGACCUACAACAGCUGCAAGAUCAAUGUUAACGUUCUUGUGGAAUUGUCGAGGUUUAGGGAAUCCCUCGACAAUUUGGGCACUUAA
This is a messenger RNA of Papaver somniferum (opium poppy), 336 nucleotides long. RefSeq lists its product as uncharacterized. The record is from RefSeq and is a predicted model, not a curated record. The transcript has a single exon. Lineage: Eukaryota; Viridiplantae; Streptophyta; Magnoliopsida; Ranunculales; Papaveraceae. Bases 1 to 336 code for a protein of 111 amino acids.